AUGGAGAAAUUAACAGCAUUUGUAUCAAGAUUUGAAGGGGAAAAAACCAGUUCGUCUGAAGAUAUUGUGGCUCACUCGAGCAGGACAUCAACAAGUUCUCCAGUCUUCAGUUCUUCACAUGCGUUCAAUAUUGCGAACAUUUUGAGCAAAGAAACUGGCAGUAGGUACAGGAAUGAAGUGAGAGGGGAACAUCUGCAAUUAGGUUCCAACAUGCCAGAAGCAAGUAAGUUAGCACACACAGCUUGAAAGCGCUAACCAAUUUCAUCUUUGAUUGAACCAUUGUCUACUGUAUCCUGUUUAAGUGUGAUGCCGGUGUAGGAUUUGAAAUGAUAAAAUGAUUAUUGCCUUUGUUUUGUAAAAGGUGUAACGUAGUAGUUGUACAUAAAAAAUCACUGACACUGUACAUCAUAUUGGCUGUGUCAGUACAGCGACUGGAAACACCCAUGAUGCGUGAGUAACAACUAGUCUUGGAUCUGAGAACCUUGUAUAUUAAAAUCCAUAACUAGAGUCAAUGGCAAUGUGAAUUACCUGUAACUAUAAUAUACCCGAAUAAAAUGUGGCAUAUGAUAGUCGACGCGUAUAAUCACGUAUAAAUUGUAUAAUGCACAACAUUUUGUACCUUAUAAUAUAUAUUAAAUAUGUCAAGAAGUGUGUCUAUAGCCUAGCAAAUUAAACACUAGUGUUCUUUUGAUGUUUAUAUUUGUCAGAAGGGAUCUAUCAGUUGUGAACUGUUACUAGUCUAGCAUUGUAAAGAACAGAAAUAUUUGAGUAUUUCAACAUAAAAUAUUUACUGGUACUGCACUAUGUAUAUUUGCAGGUUCUGGAUGUGAAAGAGAAUCUCACACAGGAGCAAUUCGUGUGAAAAGUUCAAGAAAUAGGAAAAAUUUUAGUGCUGAACAAUUAUCUGAACUGGAAAGAUUAUUUGAUCAAACUCACUACCCAGAUGCCUUCAUGAGAGAAGCUAUAGCGAGAAGACUUAUGUUGUCGGAGUCAAGGGUACAGGUGUGUUUAUGACUUUAUAGUCUUUACUAUAUAUAUAUAUUGACUUUGUAGUGCAAGAGCUGGUAUAAAAUAUGGCACAAAAAGGGGAAAACAUCCAGAGGAAAUCGUCGUCGGUAGAAUGUAUAGUACAUGAUGAAAAUCUGUGUUCCAUUCCUCGAUCAACAGUACUACCGGUAGUGCUAGGAGUCUAGGACCAGGUUCUUAUAUGGAGGUUUCACGUCCUGAAAAUAACCGACCUAUCUCACAUAUUACGCAACUAUAUUGCGUUUAUAUCAAUAUGACAAUAACCAAUAUAAUAAUACUCAAUAAUUUGAUCUUUCUCCGCCCUUCAUGUGUUCUAAACUGUAAUAAUAAAACGAUUGAGAAGCGAUAAAGGGUAUUAACAAAGACACUGAUUAUAAGAGUGUUUUUUUUUACUCCAUCGUUUUCAAAAUUUACCAAGUGGCAGCGUUUUACUUAUGUAUGACACAGGCCACCUACAGAAGGCGGUAAUUAAGAGCAUUAUUGUAUUUACAGUUUAUCGUACAACAGUGUUUAAACGAGCUGGUGUUAAUCCGUUUGUAUAUACAGAGAGUUAAAUGUUGUGGCUAGUACAACACACUGUAAUCUUUUGUACAUUAUCCAAAGAAGUGGUGGGAAAACAGACGACAAGAUUUCCGUUUUGGAUUAACUAUCUCAGUGGUGUUCCUAUCCAAUUAAAACACACUCGCAUUUAAUCAAUUUUAUUGCUGAAUAGGAAUACGCUAAUUAUAAUAAUUGCUACCCGCAUGUCGCGUGAAUGGUUUUACAAUCUCUUCUGACUUCUUAACCUAUGAGCUACAGCUAACAUAUUAAGGCAAAGCCAAAGGUCUUUGAUUAGUAUAAGAUGACUUAGCCAUAGGAACAAAAUAAACUGGCAGAAAUUGGCGAUGUGCAUUCCAGGCACUGCACGUCAGUAAAUUGGCACAAUUAGUACAAUACAUGUCUAUUCAAAAACUUGUAUUCAAGAAAUGUGCACCCGAUUUUGUUUUAUUGCCUAUAUAUUUGUUACAAUACAGUGCAACCUUUACUAAAAGACACUCUGUACAACGGACAGUUGGACACCUCCAUAUAUACAACGGACAGUAUAAGUUCAGGCCACGAUGUUGAAACCUCUUCUGUAAAUUUUAAACAUAAACCUGCUUUCCCGCAGUUAAGCGUUUUUCAUGCAAAAGCCGUGUACGCACGGAAAAGUUUAGGAAAACUUUAGACUUUUUUAAAUUUUAUAUAACUAUAAGUACUAACUUAGUAAUUACCUCAAAAAAUACAAAGUCAGAAAUCAUAAAGAAACUGAAUGCUGCCUAUACCCGAGAAGCUAGCUAGCAAACCACUUGACUAUUCACAAUAUGAAUACCUUGGCAGUCCUUGCACGCUUCCCUUAUUGUCUAUAUACCUUCGGACCUACAUAUAGUUGUGGAUACUUUCGGACCAAACUAAGCAAAGGCAAAGCUUGCUAGCUUUGCUACGAAAGUAUCCACAUUUACAUGCAGGGGCCUGUUGUUCGAAAGCCGUUUAGCUUAACCCUAUAGGUUAAAUUAAAAUUCAAAGCAAACUUCCCAACAGCUUGUUUACAAAUUUGUUCAGAAAUCUUGUCUGGUUAGUAUAUAGGACCUUUCUUGUCCGAAAUAAACAGACGUGCAGAAACACAUGAACUAAAACAGCAGGUUAAAUUUUAAUCAUGCAAGGGUUAGCAGUAAUCCAUGCAGCUUUGAACAACCAGCCCCAGAAGUGUGAAGAUUGUUCCAUUUAUUGGUUUCAGAUUUGGUUUCAAAACCGUCGAGCCAAAUCACGACGGCAGGAGGUGAACUCCAACCGAGGAACUGGUCUACCUGCCACAAAAACUACAUAUAGCGAAAAUCAUGCACUGCAAGAGCUCUUUCAAAGAUGGUCUCAUAGACCUUAUACAUUUCCCACUUUAAACCUUCAUUCACCUGGCUCAUCGUUAAUACCGCUCACCCAUGAUCACAGAGAAGCAUAUUGCGACAGGUCAACUGCAUUGAAAAACUCUCAACGACAAUCAAGUAUUGCUGAACUUCGAAUGAAAGCAAGACAACAUACAGAAACAUAUAUGAGCAAUCAUUAA
This is a messenger RNA of Paramuricea clavata, 3103 nucleotides long. The record is from the annotation of a GenBank genome assembly. Lineage: Eukaryota; Metazoa; Cnidaria; Anthozoa; Malacalcyonacea; Plexauridae.